Molecule: messenger RNA, 1726 nt
Organism: Eurytemora carolleeae
Lineage: Eukaryota; Metazoa; Arthropoda; Copepoda; Calanoida; Temoridae
Product: gastrula zinc finger protein XlCGF52.1
Exons: 3
Coding region: 26-1099 (357 amino acids)
Source: RefSeq, a predicted model, not a curated record
UAUCAAUCUGUAUAUUUCAGAGAAAAUGCGCGAUAAAACAAUGGGAAGAAAUAGGAAUGCAGAGAAUGAAACAUUUGUGCAGAAGAAACAAGAAAAAGACAAUUCUGGAAAGAAGAAAAAAAGCAAGGCCACCCCAUUUUCCUCAAAUGGAGCCAUGUGCGCCCUCUAUAUACAGGAAAAAGAUCUGAAGAAGGAAAUCGGAGCUUCUGAAGGUGACUCCAGCUCUCCUGAAGCCGCUGAAUCAGAGGUUUCCGGAAUCAAGUUAAAGAAUAAAAUUAAGGUCUGUGACAAAACAAUCUCUAAAUCCGACCAGAUGUCAAGACAAACAAAGAGCCAUUCUUCAGUAAACCCAAACCUCUGUUUGGUCUGUGAGAAAUCCUUCUCAACGGCCUCGGCAUUGAUUAGACACAUGAAAAUUCACAAUGGAGAGAAGCCUUUCACAUGUAGCAGCUGCAGUAAAUCAUUCACUGUGUCAGACGCUUUGAGUGCACAUAUGAAAACUCAUACUGGAGAAAAACCUUUUCCCUGCACAAUCUGCAACAAAUCUUUUGGAGUUUCCAGAUCGUUAACAGAACACAUGAGAAUUCACACAGGAGAGAGGCCAUACAGUUGUGAAAUGUGUGAGAAAUCGUUUACUCGCACUUGUGACAUGACUGUGCACAUGAGAAGGCAUACGGGAGCGAAACCUUUCCAUUGUACAGUUUGUGAAAAGUCUUUCACUGUUUGGAGUGGUUUAUCAAGGCACAUGAGAACCCAUACAGGCGAAAAACCAUUUACUUGUCCUCUGUGUGAGAAAUCAUUUUCAGCACCUGGCAAUUAUUCUCGUCACAUUAAAUCUCAUGUUGGAGGAGAAAAGUUUUCUUGUGACAUCUGUAAGAAAUCAAUGACUACUAAAAGUGGUUUGAAUGAGCACUUGAAGGUUCACACUGGUGAAAAGUCGUAUCAAUGUUCGGACUGUGCUAAAUCAUUCAGCAAAAUUGGCUCCUUAAAAAGGCACAUGCUAACCCAUACUGGAGAAAGGCCGUAUCCCUGUACUGUCUGCGGUAAAUCUUUCUCAUUGUCCUCGAAUUUGUCAAGGCAUAUGAGUAUUCAUGCUUGAAUGAUAUCUAUCAACAAAGAUAAAAACAUUACACACGAACUUAAGGAAAUUAUGUUCAUAUGUCUUAGUCUUUUAGAUGUUCUAUGUAAUUAUCAAUUCAAUUCAAUAUUUUAUAGAUAUCUUAAACUAUUUAAAAAUUCGUAGCAUUCAGUUACGAAUUAAAGCCUAAAACGAAAUAAUCUCUACCUCGUGAAAAUUAAAGAUUAUUGAGUUACAUCAGUAACAGGGUGAGUCCACAAUAAUAAAUAAUGAUAGUAAAAAUAAGAAUAAUGCAUAUUUAUAGCUCUGUACAUUUGUGAAGAAAAUGUCGUACUAAGAAAUUGUAACCAGCAAGAAAUGCAUUGAGCACUCUGUGUAGAUAUAAUUUUAACAACACUUCGAACAGUUUUGAAAAUUGAUUUUGGAAUAACCGGAAUUGUUUGUGCCGGGUUAAGACAUUAAUAAAUGUGUUUUUUUUCUUCAAGGUUCAUUAAUAUAUUUUAAGAAAUCGUUGAGUUUCAUUGUGAAAUAUUUUUGAUUAAUCGUUCAAAGAAAAUGUUCUUUCUUUUUUUGUUUGCUCAACAAAAAUGUUGUGUUUUGGCAAUGCUUGCAACAUUUCAAAAAUACCUCAAAGGUAAAUUUUUUGUA